Closterium sp. NIES-67 is the source of this 1425-nucleotide messenger RNA. NCBI's taxonomy places the organism in Eukaryota, Viridiplantae, Streptophyta, Zygnematophyceae, Desmidiales, Closteriaceae. The record is from the annotation of a GenBank genome assembly.
CGCACACUUACUUUCGCAAACACUCGCCGGCAGUAUUCGUUCGCCGGGCCCCGCCAGCACCACCACAGAUGCCCUUACCUGACCGCGUACUCCGCUCCGAACUCCCGACAAAAAAAUAAAAGGCGCGCGUCGGGAACGAAAGCGCAUCGCCGUGUUUGAGUAGCGAUCCCCGCUAUCCUGGUUAUUCCUCUCUCGCGGUCGUCUUCAGGCCACAUUCAAGCCGCGUUAGCACCACGUCCGGACCCCGUUUUCCCCGCUCUCGCAAGGGACGACCAGCGCUUGCAUCCUGGCAGCUCGCUGUGGCCAGCUUUAGGCGGCCCACAAGCCACCAGUGCUGUAGGUGUCACCAGGCGCCUGCCGCUCACAGCUGCGGGGUCACCAGCGUGUGGAGGAGAGGAGGCGCCCAUGGGCGGCGUCGACGGCGCGCUGGCGGGGGCUGGCGGGGCGGGCAGGGCUGGCGAUGGCCGCGUGGUGUGCGUGACGUGCGGGGCGCGGCGAGAGCAGCUGUACCGCGUGCAUUCGCCUGGCAGCAUCGAAGUGCUCAAAUGCGGUGCAUGUGGCGCCGUUGCCGACCCCUAUGUGGAGUGUGACCCGCUGCUCGUGCUUUUAGACGUGCUUCUAUUGAAGCCUCAGGCGCACCGGCACGUGGUGCACAACCUGAUUCUCGCCUCGCCGCUGCCAAGCCUUCGCCCCCUGUGUCUCUCCAUGGCCAUGAUCCUGCUCUGCCAUGCCACGCUGCUCGUGUUCCGUGCGGCUCAAGGGCUCAGAGUCGACCCUGCGGACCUCAUCUCCCUCCCCAUCAUGGCUCAGGGUGUGGCGGUCUCUCUGCUCUCCAAGCUUCUCUUCCUCGCUCUAGUCUUCUUCUCCCUGCCCGCUGCCCGCCACUUGCUGAGCUGGCUCCCUGCAAUUGGUCCACCUCACACAGGCAGCACUCAAGAAAGGCCACAGAAACACAGAAGACUCGUUGUGCCCUUCCCCUGUGUCUUCUACAGCCUCCUCCUCUCCAGCCCCCCGGAGUGCCUCGCCCUCCCACUUCUGAUAUGGAAGUACGAGUGGGGUAUGCUCUUCUUAUCUGUGCAAGUGCUGCUCUUCGUCUCACACAUCGCAUCGCUACAAGCUGUGUCCUUCAUCCCAUGGCCAGCAGCAGCGGCAAGCAUAGCAUGUGGCCACGUAGCCAUACAGGCGUUUGAGAGCAGAGCAUGUGCAAUGCUUGCACAGAGUUACUGGGUGCCCAGAUAAGCUGCCGUUUGGCAGGGUACAAGUGUUAUGAGCGGCCCCUGCAAAAUAGGCGUAGCACUUGCUUCGUUUAAUCUCACCGUUUCACUACCGGGUAGUCUUGCAAUGCAAUGGCUGCAAAACGUUGUGGAUAUAUUGGCGAACCCAAAAGCGUGGGUGUAUCAUACUUGAAAGUUGAACAUAUCGGAU